Messenger RNA from Anoplophora glabripennis (Asian longhorned beetle), 432 nucleotides. RefSeq lists its product as uncharacterized. The transcript has 2 exons. Bases 1 to 432 code for a protein of 143 amino acids. NCBI's taxonomy places the organism in Eukaryota, Metazoa, Arthropoda, Insecta, Coleoptera, Cerambycidae. The record is from RefSeq and is a predicted model, not a curated record.
AUGGACAGUGGACUUAUCCCCAAAGAUGAUCUGGACUUUGUACUAGCGUCAUGCUACAAUCACUCGGAAGAAAUUUUUCCUGAUCCAAUAGAUGUCUUUCUGCAACCCGAUUCAGAAGAUUUGGCUAGCUGGAGAAAGCUGAGGAAUUACCGGCUCGUGUCACUGGAUCCCGUGGAAGAUGCUAAAAAGUCUGCUGAAAAAGAAAGGGAGCGUGAGUUGGCAGCCCAUGAUUAUGAUAUGGCCAGCUUGGACAAAUCGAAACAACACGUCAUACCUUACAGAUAUAAUUUUGCACAUAAGGUCUUAAUAGGUGGUAUAAUAGAAAAGAAGCAUCCUAGUAAUAUAAAAUUGAUGAAUUCGUCUCAUCACAGUCCCCAGACCAAUGCAGGGUAUUCUAGACAACCUUCAGAUGGAACAGUCUUCCAAUAUUAA